Oryctolagus cuniculus (rabbit) is the source of this 1397-nucleotide messenger RNA. NCBI's taxonomy places the organism in Eukaryota, Metazoa, Chordata, Mammalia, Lagomorpha, Leporidae. The record is from RefSeq and is a predicted model, not a curated record.
GCAACUGGUCUUGCCCAGAAGCAGCGAACACCUCACCGGCGAUGUCAGCAACCCAAAAUGUUGAGUAGCCCUGAGGACACCAUGUACUAUAACCAGUUAAAUGGAACUCUAGAAUAUCAAGGGAGCAAGAGGAAGCCAAGAAAACUUGGCCAAGUCAAAGUGCUCGAUGGGGACGAUGAAUAUUACAAAGCUUUGUCUCCGGUGGACUGCAGCCCUGAGGACUCGAACUCUGCCCACCGGUUCUUUUUUUCCUCCUCACCCUCCACAGGAGACUCUUUUCUUCCCCACUGAGUUGUGCUUCCUGACCCCAAAUCUGUCCAGGGUAAGAAUAAUCAUGGUGAUGGACUGCUUGUUGUUGAAUAAGAAGGCGUUGGCUCCUUUGGACACCCAGUCCCUGCCUGAGCCUCACUGAACAAUUUGCGGGUCCCUAAACAUCUUCCCAGCUCUUUUUGACUGUCCCACGUGUGCAGUGCAGCCUGAGCAGAGCAGUCUCUCCUUUCCUCACCCCGCGGGCCUCCCUGGGAUGCUGAGAACCCCUCCCCCACAGUGAUGAGAGUCCCUCAUGCCUCCACACCUACGACAGUAACAAUCGCACCAAGGCCGGUCACAAACACUCAGAUGUCUGACUUUCCCACCAGGUCACCUGUCCACCCACGCGGAAUCCCGCCAACAGGAAUCCAGGGGUGCCUUCCCUGCUCUCUGCUCUCCCCUUUCCGUUUGCCGGGUGCUUUGUCCCCGUGCCUCUCCCAGGGUCAGAGCCCCACCGUGGGGAGCUCUCAUCCUGGAGUGUAGGCAGACAGGCCUACAUCUUCAGAUUCUUUCCACAAGGCAAAUGAACCCCUCUCAUGAAUUACUGUGCUGCAAAAGCCUUUGCCUGUUAAUCUACCUUGCCAGGAUUCCCCAGCCCCCCGCCCCGCCCUGUCAAUUUAUUAGUGAAAAAGAGAGCAGGGUGAGAGAGAGAGAGACUGUGGAUCUGUCUGAGGCCAGGCCCCCUCGUUUUGGAACUCUCCACUCGCUGGUCAGCUGUCUCCACUAGGCUGGGAGUGGCCGCCGGGGAAGGGUCUGAUCUUGUCCAUCUUGGUGUGCACGGAGCCCAGCACAGGGCCUGGCAGAGCAGGCAUCCAGCGUGUGUGGCAUGAAUGGAGAGACACUGACAUGGCUGAUAGGAAAGUUACUUUCCAUUAGGUGGUAUAUACGAUGCAUCACUUUUCUUACCUUAGAAGCUCUGACUUUUCACCCAAGAUUGGAGUAGUCCAUUACAAUGAUGCUAUAUUAUAUGCUGUAAUAUUCAGUGUGAUUCAAUAUGACAAGCUCUUCUGAGCAUUGUACUCUGUGAGAUUGCUGUGUGACAUAAAAUCAAAGCAAAACAAUAAAAACCUAAGACCCUUUCUCUAGAA